Messenger RNA from Ceutorhynchus assimilis (cabbage seed weevil), 1703 nucleotides. Lineage: Eukaryota; Metazoa; Arthropoda; Insecta; Coleoptera; Curculionidae. The record is from the annotation of a GenBank genome assembly.
UUUGGUUUUAAAAUUAUUUGCUCAGAAAGAUAAAAUGCAAUUGUUAUAAAGCUUAGUCGAAAAAUAACAGUCACUUCACAAGCUUGGGGGUCAGGUAGGAUACAUUCAAAAGUAAAAUGAAAGUGGAUAAAGAGACCUAUUAUACGCCAGUUAAAAAUGGGGAAAAGGGCAUUGAGGAGAAUGAGCAGAAUGUCAAACUUCCAUUAAUCGGAGUCAGACACUGGCAAGUUCUCCUUUUAUUCAUCAUGGUAUUCACUGCAUUUGGCUUCAGAAUGAUCUUAUCCGUUGCAAUUGUUGCAAUGACCGAUCCCAAUGCUAGCACCAACCCCAACGUACCUGUCUAUGACUGGAAAGACAAAGGCUCAAUCCUCUCGGCAUUUUUCUGGGGCUACAUUUGGCCGCAAGUCUUUGCUGGCUACGCAGCUAAUCGAUUUGGAGCCAAAUGGUUCCUGAUCGGUACCAUGUUCGUGCAAUCCUUGCUGGGAAUUUCCACUCCAUUAACCGCGGCCUAUUUGGGUUCCGCAGGAAUGUGCAUGAGUAGGGCUUUGCAAGGCGUUUGUCAAGGCUUUAUUUUUCCUUCGGUCACUCAUCAGCUGAGCCAGUGGGUUCCACACGAGGAACGGAGUCGAUUAGGAGCAUUUGCAUUCGGAGCUGGACCCUUUGGAACCGUUAUAGCGAUGCUAAUUUCAGGCCAAAUAGCUUCCAGCUGGUAUGGUUGGCCUUUAAUAUUCUACAUUUAUGGUGGAGUUGGACUUGCCUGGUGCUUGCUGUUCACUGUUUCAGGAUCCAACAGCCCUGCAGUGCAUCCCACUAUAAGUAAAGCUGAAAAAUUUUACAUCGAACAAAGUUUAGGUCACACCGAUGAAAAACCUUCCCACAAGGUACCAUGGAUAAGUAUAUUCAAAUCGGUACCAGUAUGGGCUAUUUUUGUGGUACAACUGGGAAACAACUAUAGUAUGUGGACUUUGAUGACGCAAAUACCAAACUACAUGAGCCAUGUGAUGAAUUUCAACAUUAAAGAUAAUAGUACUUUGUCGGCUCUUCCAUUUUUGACUCUGUGGAUAAUGAGUUUCAUGUUCAGCUUCACAUCGGAUAGUAUUAUCAACAAAAAAAUGGUCACUAUUGGUACUUCUAGAAAAAUAUUCAAUACUAUUGGUUUAGUAGUACCGGCAAUAGCUCUAAUAGCUCUAGGCUUCACCAGAUCAGAUCAACCAGCUCAAGGUGUGAUCCUUUUGAUCGUCGCUGUGAGCUUCAACUCAGCUUGCAUGUCCGGAUGGGGUUUGAACCACAUGGAUCUUUCUCCCAACCAUGCUGGUACCCUUAUGGGUUUGACCAAUGGCCUUUCGCAUAUCGCUGCUAUAAUCGCACCGUUGACUGUACAGUAUUUGGUCAGAGAUGAAGAAGACCCAAAAGAAUGGAGAGUGAUAUUUUUACUUGCAGCAAGUCUUUGGAUGUUGGUAGCUGUGGCGUUUAUCGGUUUCGGUUCUGGUGAAGUGCAGCCAUGGAACGAAGAUUCCGAAGAAGAAAAAAAAGAAAAAGCCUAAUCAUGCAAAAUGCUGAGAUUUUUAUUGAUUUACAAACCAAACUAUUUAUUAUAUAACGCAUUUAUUUUCAUAAUAAAAUUACCUUUAUCGUUGAAUGUGUCGAAAACCUUUUAGACCCCAUAAGAUAUUUUGACACUAAUGGUGUAAAAUAGAAGAUAG